This is a messenger RNA of Oryza sativa Japonica Group (Japanese rice), 984 nucleotides long. Lineage: Eukaryota; Viridiplantae; Streptophyta; Magnoliopsida; Poales; Poaceae. The record is from RefSeq and is a predicted model, not a curated record.
AUGGUGGUGGUUCCCCUCGAGGCGCUUCCCGACGACGGCCUUCCUGCGGCGGCGGCGGCGGAGGAGGAGGACGUCAUGGUGGUGGACCGCGUCGAGGCGCUUCCCGACGACGGCCUUCCUGCGGCGGUGGCCCCGGUGGAGGCAGCGGCCCCGGUGGGGGAGGACCCCAUGGUGGUGAUUCCCGACGACGCGGUUCUGCGCAUCAUCAGCUUCCUCCCGCUCGAGUCCGCCAUCCGCACGACGGUGCUCUCCAAGGAGUGGCUAAGGCUGUGGAAGGAGGAUUGGGGCCAGAAAUCCAGGCGCUACGAGAUCCGCGCCCGCUGCGCACCUUCCGUGGAGGACCUCCUCAAGAUCCUGGAGGAGGAGCGCCGCCUCGAGCGCCUCUCCGUCGUCGUCCACACCAUCAUGAAGAGCUCUCACCUGAGAGAAAUCAUCGAGAGAUCCGCCGACCGCCGCGUCGAGCAGCUCCACGUCGAGCUGACCAACCCGAAUGUUGUAGACAAGGUCAGGUUCCACUUGCCGAUCUUGAGCCGCGUGAUCGCGCUCCAGCACCUCUCGCUCCGCCAAAUCGUCGUCUCCAAGAUGCGCUUCAAGCCGCAGCAGCGCUUCAACGAGCUCUCAGAAAUCUGCUUCCACUUCGUCUCCAUCGAGAGCUACAUGCUGAGAAAUGUGAUCACGCGCUGCCCCAAUCUCCGGGUUCUGGACCUUCGCAGCUGCUUUGACCUCGACGCCGUCGCCAUCUCGCCGGGCGGGCCGAAGCUGAGCAGUCUCACCAUCGCCGGGUGCAAGCAUCUCAAUAAGGUGAACGUCGUCGGUGUAACCAGCCUCCGCUCCGUCUUCUACAGCGGCCGCUUCCUCUCGUCCUUCUACCUGCCGCGCACAAGUCGCCGCUCCUCCUUCACCGACCUGUACAUCUGCUACGAUGGCCCGAUAAUCCCCAUGGUGUUCGGAGGGAUUGGGAGUUUAGAGGAAUGGGGCUAUUAA